Pediculus humanus corporis (human body louse) is the source of this 2391-nucleotide messenger RNA. Its product is annotated as Ecdysone receptor, putative. Gene Ontology annotation, cellular component: RNA polymerase II transcription regulator complex. Gene Ontology annotation, biological process: hormone-mediated signaling pathway; tissue development; regulation of transcription by RNA polymerase II. Gene Ontology annotation, molecular function: nuclear receptor activity; zinc ion binding; RNA polymerase II cis-regulatory region sequence-specific DNA binding. NCBI's taxonomy places the organism in Eukaryota, Metazoa, Arthropoda, Insecta, Psocodea, Pediculidae. The coding region runs from base 1 to 2391 and encodes 796 amino acids. The record is from RefSeq and is a predicted model, not a curated record. The transcript has 13 exons.
AUGGACGCGACUGCCACAAGCACUAGUUGGACUCAAUCGGCGAGCACCACCAGACUUGCAUCGCAAAAUUCUCCGACGAAAGGAGUAGUGUCAGUCGUAGUCGAUUCGAGAAACGAAAGUCCAAAUGUAUUUGCUGUUAAAGAGGAACAUAUUGUCGGUCAUAGGGGUACUUCGAUAACUUGCGGAGGCGUGACCGUUACUUCUAUAAACGUACCUCAAAAUGAGGAACAAGACUUUUCUUCUCAAAAUGUAAAAAAUACAUUGCAUUUCGGUGCAAACGAGAGAGCGGAAAUAGGUAUAAAAUGUGAACCUCUUUCGUCAAAUUUUAACGAUGACGAUUCAGACGUUCACCUUCGAAUCAAAAAAAAACGAAGCAAUAAAAAUGACGAAAAAUCUCAAGACAUACUUAAAAUUGAAGAGCCAGAAAGGCCAAUGUCCUGGGAAGGAGAGCUUUCGGAUACAGAAAUGUCAAUUGUCACAGAUGGAAGGCGUAUGAGAGACGACAUAAAAGAUGAAUUGAUGAGUGAUGUUCAAAUGUCACCGCAGAGUAUUCCAAAAAGCGAAAUCGGCGAUGCAAUUAUUAUGGAAUCUGGGAGACUUAAACAAGAACCGGAGACUUGUAACGAAACAAUGAGCGGAUAUUCUUCAAGUUCUAGAGAAUUACCACUGCUCGUCGAUAAGUUAUUGGGUGGUUAUUCGACUCCCUCGCAAAGUCCGAUUCUUCAACAGAGGCAACAGCAUCAUUCUCUUACAAAACAGCAUUCCCUUUUGGGAGCUCUCCCUCCUAAUCCUUCUCCGGACUCGGCAAUACAUUCCGCGUAUUCGUAUUCUUCUCCGGCGGCAUCUCCCGCGGCUUCUCGUCAUUUACCCUCGAGUGGUUUUUCGUCGCCUUUCACGCCUUCCCUAUCGAGAAAUAAUUCGGAUGCAAGUCAAUACGGAGGAUCGCAACACUCAUCCUGUUACAGUUACAACAGUGAGAAUUUUUCGAGUCCGACGCAUUCUCCCAUUCAGAGCAGACACCUUUUAGGAUAUUCGAAAGUUGAUGGAAGUCCCAUACAUUCUGUAACGGGGGGGCAACUUGAUUAUCAGCAACAACAUUUGGACAAUGAAAGAGACGAAGAGAAAGAUCCUUGCCUCGAAGAGAAAAUGUCAUGUUUAGCAUCUGAUUUUUCUCAACAUUCUGCCUUAGCAACUCCUCCCGGAAUAUCCAGACAACAGCUGAUUAAUAGUCCUUGUCCCAUUUGCAGUGACAAAAUCUCUGGAUUUCAUUAUGGAAUAUUUAGCUGUGAGUCGUGCAAAGGUUUUUUCAAAAGAACUGUUCAAAAUAGAAAGAAUUAUGUUUGUUUAAGAGGAUCCCAGUGCCCGGUGACAAUAGCAACGCGGAAAAAAUGUCCGGCGUGUAGAUUUGAAAAAUGUUUAAAAAUGGGAAUGAAAUUAGAAGCAAUAAGAGAAGAUAGAACGAGAGGAGGGAGGAGUACAUAUCAGUGUUCGUACAGCGUACCUUCCUCUCUGCUUCAGAAUAGUGAUUCCAUACACAAACUCUCAAAUAGUCUUACAGCUGGGGAAACUCUAGUCAAACUAGAAACGCCACAUUUAGGAUCGCCAAAUUCAAAUUUGGAUUCAAGACUGCUUCCGGUUCCGCAAUUGUUACAAGAAAUAAUGGACGUUGAACAUUUGUGGCACUGUAACGAAAGAGAAAUGCUUGGCUCUCCGAUGAACAAUCACAGACAUUCACCUUCGUCAACCCCCUCCUCUCCAUCCCCAUCUCAAUCUCAAACGAAUUCAGAAUCGAAUCCGGAUUUUCUAUCGAAUUUGUGCAAUAUCGCGGAUCAUCGUUUGUAUAAAAUUGUUAAAUGGUGUAAAAGUUUGCCCUUGUUUAAAAACAUAUCGAUCGACGAUCAGAUUUCACUUUUGAUAAAUUCCUGGUGCGAAUUAUUAUUGUUUUCCUGUUGUUUUCGAUCCAUGUCUUCCCCGGGAGAAAUAAGAGUUUCCCUCGGGAAAUCAAUAUCAUUAUCAAAAGCAAAAGAAUUAGGUUUGGGACCUUGCAUAGAGAGAAUGUUGAAUUUCACGCAGCAUUUAAGAAGGCUCAGACUGGAUAAAUACGAAUACGUUGCCAUGAAGGUCAUUGUUUUGUUAACGAGCGACGUGAACGAUUUAAGAGAGCCUGAAAAAGUGAGAGCAUCACAAGAGAAAGCUCUUCAAGCAUUGCAACAUUACACUUUGGCUCACUAUCCGGACAUGCCGUCGAAAUUCGGAGAAUUGCUUUUGAGAAUUCCAGAAUUGCAAAGAACUUGCCAGGUCGGAAAGGAAAUGUUGUCGAUUAAAAAUCGCGAAGGAGAAGAAGGGCCGAGUUUUAAUUUAUUAAUGGAACUUUUAAGGGGCGAUCAUUAA